AGUUUUUUUUUUCUUCCCUCCUCUUCUGUUUCCCUACAGCCUGCAUCCCAAGAACCAGACUACAAAAAAGAAAAAUGGCCGACGAACAGACCUUCAUUGCUAUCAAGCCUGAUGGUGUCCAGCGUGGACUCAUCUCCCCCAUCAUCUCCCGUUUCGAGUCGAAGGGAUACAAGCUUGUCGGAAUCAAGCUCACCAACGCUUCCGAGUCGCUUCUCCGUGAGCACUACGCUGACCUCACCACCAAGGGCUUCUUCCCUGGUCUCCUGAAGUACAUGCUUUCCGGCCCCGUCUGCGCUAUGGUCUGGGAGGGCAAGGACGCCGUCAAGACCGGACGUGUUCUCCUCGGAGCCACCAACCCCCUUGCUGCCGUCCCCGGUACCAUCCGUGGUGACUACGCCAUCGACGUCGGCCGCAACGUCUGCCACGGUUCCGACUCUGUCGAGAACGCCAAGAAGGAGAUUGGUCUCUGGUUCAAGCCUGAGGAGAUCGUCUCCUACACCCCCACCAUCUUCAAGUGGGUUUACGAGUAAACGUUUCGACGUCUACUCUACCUGUCUCUUUUCUUCUUUUGUUGUAUUUUAAAAAGCGAUCUGUCUACAUCACGUCAGUGAAUGGCGGCAGUAGCGGUUUUGGUCUGUAUAGAUUUGCUCUGAUCUGAAGGCAGAUGUCGGAGAAUGUGUAUAUCUUUUGGGAUCUGCUGGUUCCCGGAUGUUUGCUGGCUGGGUUGUAGCAUGUCGGCAGUCCAAUAAAUUACAAUGAAAAGGAAUCGUAUUAUAACAUAUCUGUAGACUUCAUCAUUACUCACAUUAAAGAUUACGCAGAGUGCAUAUGAGAAAGAGCUAUGUAAAUUAUGUGUUGCAACGACCAACCUAAGAUCCAAAACUAAUAUGAGAAAAGAACAUAUGGACUGCAGCAGCUGCUUCAACGAGAAGCAAACAGGGCAAUUUACGUCAUUAUGAUAAGUAUAAAAAUUGUA
Messenger RNA from Myxozyma melibiosi, 976 nucleotides. Its product is annotated as nucleoside diphosphate kinase. Gene Ontology annotation, molecular function: nucleoside diphosphate kinase activity. Lineage: Eukaryota; Fungi; Ascomycota; Lipomycetes; Lipomycetales; Lipomycetaceae. Gene Ontology annotation, biological process: CTP biosynthetic process; GTP biosynthetic process; UTP biosynthetic process. Bases 75 to 530 code for a protein of 151 amino acids. The transcript has 6 exons. The record is from RefSeq and is a predicted model, not a curated record.